UACGUGUCUUGAAAAGUCCUCUUUUAAAAACCCCUCAUCUCAUUCGCCUCCUUCCAUCAGCCCCAAUAAGUUGAGGCGUUUACAAGUUUCUGCAGGGACAGAGACGCGGUUCCAGCCAUCCGCCAGCGGUGUCAGCCCAAGUACCGAAAUGUCCGGUGUGAAGAAGCCUCGCACGGAUCUCCAAAGGUCUACGAAUGUGGUGUACCAGGCCCACCACGUCAGCCGAAGCAAGAGAGGACAGGUCGUGGGCACCAGGGGAGGUUUCAGGGGCUGUACUAUCUGGCUCACCGGUUUAUCUGGCGCUGGGAAGACCACCAUCAGUUUUGCUUUGGAAGAGUAUCUUGUGUCCCAUGCCAUCCCUUGCUACUCACUGGAUGGAGACAACAUUCGUCAUGGCCUGAACAAGAAUCUAGGCUUCUCUUCUGAAGACCGCGAGGAAAAUAUCCGGCGUGUUGCCGAGGUGGCCAAACUGUUUGCUGAUGCUGGCCUUGUGUGCGUCACCAGUUUCAUCUCUCCUUUCACUAAGGAUCGUGAUGAGGCAAGGAAGAUCCACGCCAGUGCGGGGCUGCCAUUUUUUGAAGUGUUCAUCCAUGCUCCUCUUGAAGUGUGCGAGAGCAGGGAUGUAAAAGGGCUUUACAAGAAGGCUCGUGCUGGAGAGAUCAAAGGUUUUACUGGGAUUGAUUCAGACUACGAGCGUCCCGAGGCCCCAGAGCUUGUCCUGAAGACUGGAGAGCUCUCAGUAAAUGAAUGCCUCCACCAAGUGUUGGAGUUGCUCAGGGAUCAGAGUAUUGUACCAAGCGAGAUCAUGGACGAGGUGAAGGAGCUCUUUGUUCCAGAGAACAAGCUGCAUCUUGCUGUAGCUGAUGCAAACACUCUGCCCACGAUCAGCAUCACCAAGCUGGACUUGCAGUGGGUGCAGGUUUUGGCCGAGGGCUGGGCCAGUCCACUGAAGGGCUUCAUGAGGGAAAGAGAGUUCCUACAGGUCCUGCACUUCGACAACCUGCUGGAUGGUGGAGCCAUCAACAUGUCUAUCCCCAUUGUGCUGCCUGUGAGCACGGAGACCAAGAAGGAGUUGGACGGCUGUGCAGCUGUAGCUCUGGAGUACCAGGGUUCACGUGUGGCUAUUCUCAGGAACCCAGAGUUCUAUGAGCAUCGCAAGGAGGAACGUUGUGCCAGACAGUGGGGCACCAGCUGUCCACAGCACCCUUACAUAAAGAUGGUCAUGGAGGGAGGUGAUUGGCUGGUAGGUGGUGACCUGGAGGUGCUAGAGCGAAUCAAAUGGAAUGAUGGACUUGACCAGUACCGCCUCACACCUAAGGAGCUCAAGCAGAAGUUUAAAGAUAUGGGAUCAGAUGCAAUAUUCGCAUUCCAGCUGCGUAACCCAGUCCACAACGGCCAUGCCCUGCUUAUGCAAGACACCAAGCAGCGCCUGCUAAAACGAGGAUACAAAAAUCCAGUUCUCCUGCUUCACCCGCUCGGCGGCUGGACCAAAGAUGACGAUGUGCCUCUGGAGUGGAGGAUGAGGCAGCAUGCUGCGGUCUUGGAGGAGGGCGUCCUGGACCCGGCCAGCACCAUCGUGGCCAUCUUCCCCUCACCCAUGAUGUAUGCUGGACCCACAGAGGUUCAGUGGCACUGUAGAGCGAGGAUGGUUGCUGGAGCCAACUUUUACAUCGUUGGCCGGGACCCUGCGGGCAUGCCUCACCCCGUGACGAAGAAGGACCUGUACGAACCCACCCACGGAGGAAAGGUGCUCACCAUGGCCCCAGGCCUCACCUCGGUGGAAGUCAUCCCCUUCAGGGUAGCGGCCUACAACAAGGCUAAAAAGGCGAUGGACUUUUACGACCAAGAGCGUCAAGCUGAAUUUGAGUUCAUCUCUGGCACAAAGAUGAGGAACUUGGCAAGGAACGGAGAGAACCCCCCGGAUGGUUUCAUGGCUCCAAAGGCCUGGAAGGUGUUGGUGGAGUACUACACCUCCCUUCAGAAGAACAAGUAAUUCACCUUCAGAUUACCAGUGAAUAGCAUCAUAUAAAAUGACAAAGUUGGUUCUCAAAUGUUUAGAAACAUACUGUAGUUUCCUUCUGUUAUUUUAGCUGGGACGAGCUUUGAUUUAUAUAAACAAUGAGUCAUUCCGGAGGGGUAUUUUAUCUUUUGUCAAAUUUUAAUGUAUGAACUUCUAAUGGUGUAAAAAGCAUUGUAACAUUUCUAUAAAGCGAUAUAGUUUAUCAGACCAUUAUGUGUUUAUAUUCAUAUUAACUUAAGCUAUGUAUUUUAAUAAAUCUAAGAUAACUUGAGAUUAUUUUUUAUUUCUCUUUUUACAAGUUUAGGAGCAUAUUCCAAGAGUGGGAAAUCAGUUUUGAUAUUUACAUAAGAUUUGUGAAGGAAAUGGGACAAAAAAAUGUACUUUUAUAGCAUUUUAUAAUGUUAUAUCAUUUUAAGAUAGAUAUCACUGUUUGUCAAUUUAUUGUAUGACCUGGAAUCCAUACAACACAUACUUGCUGUAGAUGUACUGUUGUUUUUAUAAUGUGAAAGUGUCUUUCUCCCAAAUGUCAUUAUAAAACUGAUUGAUCUCUUUUGUGUGUUUCAUUGAAA
Molecule: messenger RNA, 2589 nt
Organism: Cololabis saira (Pacific saury)
Lineage: Eukaryota; Metazoa; Chordata; Actinopteri; Beloniformes; Belonidae
Product: bifunctional 3'-phosphoadenosine 5'-phosphosulfate synthase 2-like
Exons: 12
Coding region: 149-1993 (614 amino acids)
Biological process (GO): sulfate assimilation; 3'-phosphoadenosine 5'-phosphosulfate biosynthetic process
Molecular function (GO): sulfate adenylyltransferase (ATP) activity; adenylylsulfate kinase activity; ATP binding
Source: RefSeq, a predicted model, not a curated record